Molecule: messenger RNA, 6357 nt
Organism: Dufourea novaeangliae
Lineage: Eukaryota; Metazoa; Arthropoda; Insecta; Hymenoptera; Halictidae
Product: kinesin-like protein KIF13B
Biological process (GO): microtubule-based movement; cytoskeleton-dependent intracellular transport
Cellular component (GO): kinesin complex; microtubule
Molecular function (GO): ATP binding; microtubule binding; microtubule motor activity
Source: RefSeq, a predicted model, not a curated record
CUAUGAUGAUCGUGUGAAUAUUCUAUCUGUGUAUAAAAAGAAAAGCAUCGAGCAGUUCCUUGUGAUCGGGAUAUACAGUGCGCGUUACCGGUGUGAAAUCAUGGCUACGGAUAAAAUAAAGGUUGCCGUUCGGGUUCGGCCGUUUAAUCGCAGAGAGUUGGAACUCGGUACACAAUGCGUCGUCGAGAUGUCAGGACAACAAACCAUCUUGCAUCAUCCCAACACGAUGGACAAGAUCGAACGGAGCAAACCAAAGACAUUCGCGUUCGACCAUUGUUUCCACUCUCUGGACCCGACCGCGGAGAAUUUCGCGAGUCAGGAGGUCGUAUUCGACGCCCUGGGCCGCGACAUUUUGGACAAUGCGUUCCAGGGCUACAACGCCUGCAUUUUCGCUUACGGACAAACCGGGUCCGGGAAAUCGUACACGAUGAUGGGUAGCGGGGAGAACAAGGGCAUAAUACCGCGGCUGUGCGACAAUCUGUUCGACAUGAUCGCGAAACGGCAGAGCUCGGAGCUCACCUACAAGGUGGAGGUCUCGUACAUGGAGAUCUACAACGAGAAGGUGCACGACCUGCUGGACCCGAAGCCUAACAAACAGUCGCUAAAAGUCAGGGAGCACAAUGUCCUCGGGCCCUACGUGGACGGGCUCAGUCAGCUCGCUGUCACGUCGUUUCAGGAUAUUGACAACCUGAUGGCGGAGGGCAACAAGUCGCGUACGGUGGCGGCGACGAACAUGAACUCGGAGAGCUCCCGCUCGCACGCCGUGUUCUCCGUGAUACUCACGCAGACGUUGAUAGACACGAAAAGCGGCGUCAGCGGGGAAAAAGUCUCCCGGAUGAGCUUAGUGGACUUAGCAGGGAGCGAAAGGGCUGUGAAAACUGGGGCAGUGGGCGAUAGGCUUAAAGAAGGAAGCAAUAUUAACAAAUCCCUAACGACGUUGGGUCUAGUCAUUUCGAAGCUGGCGGAUCAGAAUUCCGGAAGUAAUAAGAAUAAGGACAAGUUCGUGCCGUACAGAGAUUCUGUGUUAACGUGGCUGCUAAAGGAUAAUCUCGGCGGAAACAGUAAAACCGUGAUGGUGGCCACUACAUCACCCGCGGCGGACAAUUACGAGGAAACGCUUUCCACCCUCCGAUACGCGGACAGAGCGAAGAGGAUCGUGAAUCACGCGGUGGUCAACGAGGAUCCAAACGCAAGAAUUAUUCGGGAACUUAGGCAAGAGGUGGAGGCGCUGAAGGAGAUGCUGCUGCACGCGACCGGACAAGGAUCGAUAGUGUGCCAGCAACGCACAGACAUAACGGAGAAACUGUCGGAAUCGGAGCGACUGAUGAAGGAGAUGUCGCAGACGUGGGAGGAGAAACUGGUGAAAACUGAGAGGCUGCAACACGAGAGGCAACAGGCCUUGGAAAAAAUGGGUAUCAGUGUGCAAGCGUCCGGUAUCCAAGUCGAGAAGAACAAAUACUAUCUUGUGAAUCUUAACGACGAUCCCAGCUUGAACGAAUUAUUAGUCUAUUAUCUCAAGGAGAGGACACUGGUGGGCGGACGCUCCGCGAAAACAGAUCAGGACAUCCAGCUCCAUGGUCUGGGUAUCCUACCUGAGCAUUGCGUGAUCACAAUAGAGGAAUCUGGGCUGUACAUGACGCCGCUGAACGGCGCCAGGUGUUUCGUGAACGGCACCCAGGUCGUCGAGAAAACUCCCCUUUUACACGGCGACAGGAUCGUAUGGGGGAAUCACCACUUCUUUCGGGUGAACUGUCCCAGAAGCGCAACAGCGAUUAACAGCGAGCCCCAGACACCCGCGCAGAAUAUCGAUUACAACUUCGCGAGGGAAGAGCUGAUGCUUAACGAGCUGUCGAACGACCCGAUACAGAGGGCCAUCGCGAGACUCGAGAAGCAACACGAGGAGGACAAACAGGUCGCGUUGGAGAAGCAGAGGCAAGAGUACGAGCGUCAGUUCCAGCACCUGCGUAACAUCCUGUCCCCGUCCACACCGUAUUCACCGUACGUACCGUACGAUCCGUUGAGAGGCAGCCAGAGCGGGAAAUUGCCGGCCUGCACGCCGACCACUCAGAUGCGAGUGGAGAAAUGGGCCCAGGAGAGGGACGAAAUGUUCAAGAGGAGCUUGGGCCAGUUGAAGACGGACAUAUUGAAGGCGAAUUCUCUGGUGCAGGAGGCGAACUUCCUGGCGGAGGAGAUGGGCAAGCAAACGAAGUUCAGCGUGACCCUGCAGAUCCCGCCGAACAAUUUGAGCCCGAAUAGAAAGAGUGUAUUCUUUCAGCGGGGGGCUUUCGUCAGCGAACCCGCAAUUCUAGUUAAAAGGACGAACAUGGGCAGUCAGGUGUGGUCCAUGGAGAAGCUAGGUAACAAAUUGGUCGACAUGCGGGAGAUGUACGAGGAUUGGAAGGAUCCUAACAACUGUCAACGAUUACCUGCCAUUAAGGACGAGGUGCCAGGCAAGACGCAGGACCCGUUCUACGAGUCCCAGGAGAAUCACAACCUGAUCGGCGUGGCGAACAUAUUCCUGGAGGUUCUGUUCCACGACGUUCGGUUGGACUAUCACACGCCGAUCAUCAGCCAACAGGGAGAAGUCGCUGGACGACUGCAGGUCGAGAUCAGCCGUAUAUCCGGCCACUUCCCGCAGGACCGAAUGUGCGAGGCUGCGUCCGAAUCCUCCGCAGACUCGACCUCCUCUGAGCCUGAAGACUACUCUGGCUCGAGUCACAUCACCUGUCGCGUGACCAUAAAGCAGGCUACCGGUCUGCCCCUAUCCUUGAGCCAUUACGUGUUCUGUCAGUACAUGUUCUGCGGUCAUUCGGAGCCAAUAGUGGUCCCAGCUGUGGACAACUCGGAGCAGAUGAACGCGACAUGCCAGACUGGACAGAGGGACUCACUGGCGUUCCAGUUCAAUCACACGAAGGAUUUCAUCGUACCUGUCACGGAGGAGUUCAUGGAACACUGUGCUGAGGGUGCCUUGAGCAUAGAGGUCUGGGGCCAUCGAAGUGCCGGUUUCUCGCGAAGCAAACCCGGCUGGGAAGUCGAGCAACAGCAGCUUGCUAAGGCUCGGUCCCUGGCUGACCGAUGGUCGGAGUUGACGCGGAAGAUCGAGCUUUGGGUCGAGAUCCAGGAACUAAACGAGCAGGGAGAGUACUCGCCGGUCGACGUGGUUGUCAAGCAGGACAUGUGGACGGGUGGUAUUUAUCAAUUGCGUCAGGGACAACAACGGCGAAUACAAGUUCGCGUGAAACCAGUACAAAACUCGGGAACGUUGCCGAUCAUCUGUCAGUCGAUCCUGAACAUAGCGGUUGGUAGCGUUUCCGUGAGGAAUCGCCUUCAGAUUCCGUUGGACAGCUAUCAGGACGAGGAUUUGAGUAUACUGAGGAAGAAGUGGAGCGAGGCCUUGAUGAGGAGGAGGCAGUACUUGGAUCAGCACAUACAGAAACUUAUUAACAAGCAAGAUAAAACGGAACAAGAUAUAGAACGUGAACAGAGUCUCGUGGGUCAGUGGGUUAGUCUGACAGAGGAACGCAACGCAGUUCUGGUUCCUGCAGCAGGAUCAGGUAUACCUGGUGCACCUGCUGAUUGGAACCCAGGAAUGGAACCGCACAUACCUGUACUGUUCCUUGAUCUCAAUGCCGACGAUCUCUCGACCCAUCAGUCAGGAGAGGAGGUCUCCGUAACCGGCCUGAACUCUAUCUUACCCAAGGAACACGGCAAUAUAUUCUACAAUUUACCAAUUAUUCGACGCAUUGAAAAAGACGUUUGUGCCAUCGCUGCUUGGGACUCCAGUAUACAUGACAAUAUACACCUAAACAAGGUUACAGAUGCGAACGAGAGGGUUUUUCUGAUCCUGAAAACGACAGUAAGGCUGUCGCAUCCGGCGCCCAUGGACCUAGUGCUGCGUAAAAGACUGGCCCUAAAUAUUUAUAAAAGACAGAGCAUCACGGACAGAAUAUUCAAGAGGAUCGUCCGCACCGAUUGCUUGACACAGACGGGCGUCACCUAUGAGGUAGUGUCCAAUAUACCAAAGGCGAGCGAGGAACUGGAGGACCGUGAGAGUUUGGCGCAGAUAGCCGCCAGCGGGGAAGACAACAGUCUUUGUGACGGUGAAACGUAUAUUGAAAAAUAUACGCGUGGCGUCUCCGCAGUGGAAAGUAUCCUGACUCUAGACCGAUUACGACAGAACGUCGCGGUGAAAGAAUUGUUACAGGCACAGGGCCAGCCGUUGAUGCGCAAGACAGUAAGCGUGCCGAACUUCUCGCAGAUCAUGAGAUCGGACACAUCGAUGGAUUCCCUGAACGUCACCAGAUCUGAGAGCGUGACUGAUCUCAACAGUGAAUUGAGCGCUGUACUCCAUCCUCGUCGCGCGUCCACGGGCCACACAAGAAACGACGAGAACUUCGUGUCCACGCCGGCGAAAUCGUUCGGAAUCGGCUCCAUUCUGAACUCAGCGAGACCAACUUUCCUGAAUCUGAACCUGAAUCUCAACUCAUUGACACGUCUGCAACAAUCCACCUCUGCCAAGUCAUCUCCGAACAUGGUCGGUAGUAAAAUGGGUCUACGGAUGACCACGUUACACGAGGAAACGUCGAACGUCGGGAAUCAGCUGCCCUCGCCCAUCAACGACGAGGACGAGGAGAAGAGCGACGCUGAUUACUCCGAAUACGAUUCGUAUCAGGCAACGGCGAAACCAGUAAAACCACUAACUUCUUCACGCACUCUGGAUUCUCUCGUCGAACUUCAAUCGACGAAGAUCAACACGCCGAGCAUGAGCAGCAGCGGUUACGGUUCCCAAGCCGUGUCCACGACAAAUCUGACGUCGGAGGACUCGUUGUCGGUGAAAUCGAUCAGCGUGGACGAGACGCCGGAUUUGGAGUAUCGGAAUCUGUUGGACAGCAAGAAGCCGGAACGGAUGGAUAGCUCUUUAGUGGAGGAAACGCCGGAGGAGUAUAUGGGCGAGGUCACCGCGACGUUGGACAACUUGAACGUGAUGGGAAACAAUUGCACCGAGGAACAUACCAGGAAGAAUUUAGAGGAAACAGGCGCCUACGUGGACGCCGAAAUCGACAGUCCGGUUUCUUCGACGAAAAGCGACAGCGACGCGAACAGUAAUACUACUCAACUGAGCAUCGUGCAGAAGAAGGAUGCACCGAGUCAUGUUGUGAGCAACCGAAGGAGAAACGACAUGGAGAUUAGUCAGACCUCGAAUUCGGGAGAGGACAGCCCCUUGGAGGGUAGCUCGGUUGUCCACACGAAAUUGCCACCGGGCAAGGUGGUGCGACGAAGAAAAGUGUCUGCGAGUACAGGAAGGCCUACCAGUUCUCAGCACAGGGCAUCAUUCCCCAUGGUCCGUCCACAGCUCUCCGAGAGCAAAGCUGCAGCAAGACUGGAACAAUCGAUGCAACCCAAUAUGCCCUACGAAAACGGUGACAACAGCUCCUCCGAACGAAUCGAUGCAGACGAUGUGAGCGACAAAAGUUCAGCUUUCGGUUCGAGACACGACUUAAGCAGAGUCGAGACACCGCUCCCAGACUGGGUUUUAGUUGGUGAAUCGGUAUUGGUACGUCCGUACAGCUAUUCCGGUGUCAUAGCGUAUGUUGGCCCGACAGAAUUCGCUUCUGGGACGUGGAUAGGCGUAGAACUCGACGCCCCGACUGGUAAAAACGAUGGUGCUGUAAACGGCCAUAGGUACUUCACGUGUCGACCGAAAUGCGGGAUAUUCGUAAAAGUGGACAAACUAAUUCAAGACAAACGUGGCAGAGCACUUAGGAACUACACUAUCACCCUCCCUCAGUCAACUGCACCGAUGCGCAGAAGCGUUAGCAGAGGCGAGGGUCUACAUUCCUUGCACCGAAGUCGGAGCCGGGGGGAAGGUCUCUCAACAACAGGCACACGGUCCUCGCCGCGGGGCAAGUAAAAACCGGGGGAUGAUCUCACACGACACGCGACUCGCUUCACCUAAAACUUCGUUCUUCUAAAUAAGCCACUAAAGAAAAAAAAAAAUAUCCUAAACUCGCUACAUGCCUAUCGAUAAAUGAUGUAGCACAGCAGUGUUUCAGUCCCUUAGACGUUAGGGCAGCUAUGGAUUAUUAAUACUUCUAAAUAUUACUUGAAAUAUUAGGUCAUUUAAUGUGUAUCACACAAACAAAAACAGAGCAGAAUCGCGGACACAAUCCACGCGCGCGUGCGCGUCAUCAGCGUGUCCGUGUCUCGCGCGGUUUCAGUAGAGAGUAGCCAAGAGAGAACAGAGAGAAGUAAAACACACAUACACAAAGGAAGAAAAGAAACGAUCGUCGAUACCAUAUAUUAUGUAGUUGGUCUGUUAUUUUCUUAUUUUUCGUGUGUAUCAAGAGUGAGAAAGAG